This is a messenger RNA of Fundulus heteroclitus (mummichog), 1399 nucleotides long. It is a transcript of the gene mettl8, whose product is annotated as methyltransferase like 8. The transcript has 10 exons. The coding region runs from base 94 to 1254 and encodes 386 amino acids. Gene Ontology annotation, molecular function: tRNA (cytidine-N3)-methyltransferase activity. The record is from RefSeq and is a predicted model, not a curated record. Lineage: Eukaryota; Metazoa; Chordata; Actinopteri; Cyprinodontiformes; Fundulidae.
CAUCUGCAGGCGGAUCUUGGUUCUACAGGCGGAGCUGCUCAACAAACCACAACCUCCUGAGGUUCUGCCGGACGGAACACGAGAUCAGAGUAAAUGCAUAAGCAAUGGAGCAUCUCUGUGCUCAAACGAGCUUCUGCCUUCAUCCGAUUUUCCGUGAGAUUGAAAAGCACAAAUGCAAGGCCUGCGGCUCCGCUGGGUUCACGGAUCCUGACCAACCCUGAAGACGUCUUUAAACACAACAUGUGGGACCAUGUACAAUGGACAGAGGAGGACCAAGAAGCUGCUCGUCAAAAGGCGGAAGAAAAUUCAAGUAUACGACUUCCUUCAACAGAACAAGAUAAAUUUGACACAGAUGCUUCCCAGUACUGGGACCAGUUUUACGAGGUGCACCAGGAUAAAUUCUUCAAAGAUCGCAGGUGGCUGUUUUUAGAGUUCCCAGAGCUGCUUCCUUCGUCUGCAGAAAAAAGGAGGACAAAUGCAUGCCUCAGUCAUCAGGUAGCAGCAGACCCAGUUAGCGGUAGCUCCCACACGGACGGGGAAACGGGACACUGUCGACACAAUGAUCCCAUUCAGCACCGCCGAAAAACAGACACCUUUUUUCCCCAGGAAAACGCGCCAGUAGAACCAAAUGAAACUGUCACACGGACAUCUUUUUUUCCAGGAGGGCACGCAUCUUUCAGGAUCUUGGAGGUUGGAUGUGGAGUUGGUAACAGUGUGUUUCCAAUUGUUAAUACCAUAAAGAACACAGACUCAUUUUUAUACUGCUGUGACUUCUCCCCUCGUGCCAUUCAGCUGGUUAAGGACCAUCCAGACUACGAUGAGGCUGUGUGUCAUGCCUUCGUCCAUGACAUUUGUGUGGAGGCGGCCUCUUUUCCUUUUCCUCCCCAGAGCCUGGAUGUCAUCCUAGCAGUCUUUGUGCUCUCCUCCAUUCAUCCACAGCGAAUGCAAAGAGUUGUGAACCAACUUUCCACGUACCUGAAACAUGGAGGAGUUUUCCUCUUUCGUGAUUAUGGGAGAUACGACUUUUCACAGCUACGGUUUAAGAAAGGUCGAUGCAUAUCAGACAACUUCUACACACGUGGCGAUGGAACCUGUGUUUACUUUUUUACCAAAGAAGAGGUCCAUGAUUUAUUUUCCAAAGCUGGACUUGAAGAAAUUCAGAAUCUGGAGGACAAACGAUUACAAGUGAACCGCGGAAAGAAAGUUGUAAUGCGUCGGGUGUGGAUGCAGAGCAAGUACAGGAAACCAUCCUGAAGGCCCCCGGAAGCACAGCUGCAUUUUUUUAACGUGUCUUUGAUACUAUUUAUAUUUCACCCAUUCAGCUGUAAAAUACGUUAUUUUAUUUUUGUGCAACAUUUUAAUUGCAGACAAAUAAGUGAAAUAAACUACUGAAAUACGA